Molecule: messenger RNA, 674 nt
Organism: Alosa alosa (allis shad)
Lineage: Eukaryota; Metazoa; Chordata; Actinopteri; Clupeiformes; Clupeidae
Gene: ttc32
Product: tetratricopeptide repeat domain 32
Exons: 3
Coding region: 62-478 (138 amino acids)
Molecular function (GO): protein binding
Source: RefSeq, a predicted model, not a curated record
CGGUAGUCUGCAAGGGUGAAUAGGGCUCUGACGGUAGUCUGCAAAAGAGUGAAUAGUCUACAUGGAAAAGGAAAGUAACGACAUUCUUAAACAAGCUCACAUGGAAUUUAGUAACAAAAACUUUAAACAGGCAGAGGAAUUAUACAGUCACUUUGUCACGUCUUGUGAGAAGAAACAGUCAAGGAAAUGUGACGCCACGGACCUCGCAGUUGCAUUGAAUAACCGCGGCCAGAUAAAGUAUUUGAGAGUUGAUUUCAAGGAGGCAAUGGAGGACUACACUUUGGCGAUAGAGGCAAAUAAAGAAUUCGAAGUGCCAUACUACAACAGAGGAUUAAUACACUACAGACUAGGUUUUUUUGAAGAUGCCGAGAAAGACUUCAAGAAAGUUCUGGAAUUGAAUCCAAAUUUUGAAGAUGCCAAACAGAGCUUACAGCAAACAAUAAUAGAUCACCAAGAAAAGAUGAACAGAGGAUACUAAGCUGGAUAGUUUGAUCUUACCAUUCUUAAAUGCCCCUGUGUGUAAUAUAUUGUAAUCUUUGUACAGCAUGUAUAAAUCACCAACAGCCUUAUUGCAACUAUUUUGUAUUCUCUAGGACUGAGGUGCAUUUCUCUUGGUUCAAAAUCUCUACUCAAAAAGGUGAUUUAAUUAAAGUGAAGGCUAGCCUACAAAACAA